UUAGGGUUUUUUAGUACUGUGACUAGUUAAAAGUCUUUCCUCACACCUUUCUUUCUGCUGCAGCCGUCUUCGUCUCUGAGAUAACAAAGGGCUUUUAGUUUAAAAGGCAUUUCAAAGAGACAAACAUGUCGGGUGACGAGGCUGCUGCUCCAGUUGUUGUUCCUCCCGUUGCUGAGCCAGCGGCUAUAAUCCCAGAGGACAUGGACUUGUUGACUGCAUUGGAGUUGACUCUUAGGAAGGCCCGUGCUCAUGGUGGUGUUGUUCGUGGUCUCCAUGAGAGCGCUAAGCUUAUCGAGAAGCGUGUUGCUCAGCUCUGUGUAUUGGCUGAAGACUGUAACCAGCCAGAUUACGUCAAGCUUGUUAAGGCUCUCUGCGCUGAUCACAACAUCAACUUGCUUACUGUUCCAAGUGCCAAGGCCCUCGGCGAAUGGGCUGGUCUCUGUAAGAUUGACUCUGAGGGUAAUGCUAGAAAGGUUGUUGGAUGCUCCUGUCUUGUAGUCAAGGACUACGGUGAGGACACGACUGCACUCAACAUCGUCAAGAAGCACAUUGAAUCUAAUUAAGUUUUAAGAAGCAUUUGGAAUCUCGAUUUACAAAUGUUUUUUUUUUUAUCUCAAAUCCUCGAUGCUGUUUUCUACUGGUUUUGAUAUUUAAUAUGUUAGCAGACACCUCUCGAGAUUUGUUUGGAUUAUAAACAAGUUUUGCUGUUAUGUAGUCUCUGACUCUCUGCUCUUCUAGUGCCCAAUUUACUUCUUGA
Molecule: messenger RNA, 757 nt
Organism: Brassica oleracea var. oleracea
Lineage: Eukaryota; Viridiplantae; Streptophyta; Magnoliopsida; Brassicales; Brassicaceae
Product: 40S ribosomal protein S12-2-like
Exons: 5
Coding region: 126-563 (145 amino acids)
Biological process (GO): translation
Cellular component (GO): ribosome; cytosolic small ribosomal subunit
Molecular function (GO): structural constituent of ribosome
Source: RefSeq, a predicted model, not a curated record